Molecule: messenger RNA, 853 nt
Organism: Dinoponera quadriceps
Lineage: Eukaryota; Metazoa; Arthropoda; Insecta; Hymenoptera; Formicidae
Exons: 2
Source: RefSeq, a predicted model, not a curated record
ACGUUAGUUUAUUGCCAGUGUUUUAAGAAUAAAUUCAAUUGGCUUCAAUAAAAACACGAAUGUUGACUAUAUACUAAAGGAUACUUUUUCCAGUCAUGAUUUGAAAAAAGCUACUAAUAAUGAAUAGUUGCAGAAAAUGCAGCGUAUAUGCGCCGAUACUGAACUUCCGAGCAACUUCGAUGAUUGGACAGUGCAAGAACAAAGUGACUGGAUGUAUUACAAUAUGACGGAUUUAUAUAAAAACGUGCCAGAAUCUUUACAAAAUCUGAUCCCGUCUGCCACACGUCCACUCGAUUUCAACCGAUCACUAAAUGCGUUACCUGAAUGGAUGGACCCAGAAAAAUAUCACAGAGGACAAAAGUUUGUGCGCGAGAAUUAUUUCUCGAUUAUCAUGGCUUUUAUAUUCGGUUCCAUUUACGGCUACACUUUCGAGGAUGCCCUCAAACCAAUUAUCAUAGGAGGGAACAGUCAUACACCAUAUUUAGCAUUCAAAAGGUAUCUGAAUACGUUAAAAAGGAUACUCGCUUGGUACGAUGGGGAACCUUGGAGUAAAGGUACGGAGGCCUACAGGGACAUGCAAAUUGCACGCAAUAAACAUAUAACAAUAAGCACAAAGGUUUCCCUGCUGGAUAACAAGCAAUACCAGGCGGCAUCAAAAUUCGAGCAGCCGUGGUGUCCAGAGUACGAAACGCUUAUGAAGGACUUUGCUCUGACAUGUCCGUUCGAGAAACUUGGACAACGUCCUUACAAAAUUUUAGAUAAUAUGUCACGCAAACCGAAAGACUUAAAUAAUAUGCUGAUGGCCGUUACACAGGCCCAUUUCAUAAUGUUGCCUGUAUUAUAUCCGCAAAAA